Sporisorium graminicola is the source of this 1842-nucleotide messenger RNA. RefSeq lists its product as uncharacterized. Bases 1 to 1842 code for a protein of 613 amino acids. The record is from RefSeq and is a predicted model, not a curated record. NCBI's taxonomy places the organism in Eukaryota, Fungi, Basidiomycota, Ustilaginomycetes, Ustilaginales, Ustilaginaceae. The transcript has a single exon.
AUGACUUCGGAGCACAGGGGAUCCGUAGCGUCUGUCGGCAGCACUUCUGCCGGCACCACGACUCCGCCAGCGACACAGGCCCCCGCACACAGAGCGCAUCAUCUCAAGUACGGCGAUGUGAUUGCCAGUGGCUUUGUCCCCGAGGACUCUGACGACGAGCUCGAAAACAACGACACCAACGACGACAAUGACGAUGAUCACCACAGCACUGGCGUGGGGGGAGAUGCGUCGAGUCUCUCGCCCUCGACUGUCUCGUCUACGUCCACCAGGAGCGGUGCACUGCCGCGGGAUGCAAAGGCGCGCCAUUGGCGGUCGAUGGAGCGGCAGGAUGCGCUGAACCGGCAGCUGCACGAGUCGCGGCGGUACCUCUUCCGACGCCCGCGAGCGCUGCAGUACUUCCGCGGCAACGUGCUGGUGCGCUCCGAGGAAGAGCGCUCGUCGCACCGGCUCGAGCUGUUCUUCGACCUGGUCUUUGUCGGCCUCAUCGCGACACUGGCUGAGGAGGCAAUCCACGAGCACAACGGCGAUGCGAUCGUGCGCUACAUCUUGACGUAUACGGCAGCAUGGAUGGUGUGGAACUACAUGCGCGAGAUCUUCAAUGCGUUUUUCACCGACGAUCUGCCGCAGCGCGUGCUGGUGCUGGGCGUGAUGGCGUGUCUGGUGGUGUACGGGAACAAUGCGCCCAAGGCCGAGGAGCCGAGGGAGGAGAGCGGUGCGCGCGCAACGGCGAUCGGUGCGUACCUGGUGGCAGGCGGCAUGGUGUUUGGAAUCUUGACGUUCUACUCGUUCUACAUCUGUCAGUACCGCAUCCAGAUCCGCAGCCAGGCCGCCGUCUGGCUGUUUGUGCUCGCCCUGUGGAUCGGGAGCAUCUUCGUCUCGGUGCGCGCCUGCAUCGCCAUGGUCACCGUGGCGCUCGUGCUCGAGUACUCGUCCUGGAUGUUUUUCUACAGCCCGGUGUUCAAGCGUCUCGCCAAGCUGCGCUACUCGUCCGCCGUGGCGAUCGAGCACGAGAUCGACCGGUUCACCGACUUUGUCACGCUCGUGCACGGCGAGUUUCUGUACAGCGUCCUGUCCGGUCAGCCGGCGGGUGAGGGGAUGCAUGCGGGCGUCGCGAGGAUCAUCUUGACCGUCGUGGUCGCCUUCGUGCUGCACGGCAUCUACUGCACGGGCGCAGGCAGCAGGAGGAUCACCCAUCCCAUCCGGAGGAGCGUGCUGCAUGCCGUGCCGUACUUUGCCUUGCACCUGCCGUUGGUCUCGGCGAUCACGCUGUGCGGUGAUGCGACGGCCGAGUUGGUCAAGGAGAACGAGGUGGCGCAGGGGAUCCGAUGGAUCUUUGCUGCUACGUAUGCGAUCGGCAUGGUGUCAACCGCUCUGCUCGUCAUGUUGGAGAAGGAGCACGACGAGCCCGGUGAACUCUUCUUCUCCAAGCCUAUCAGGAUCGCGCCUCGAUUCGUCGCGGCGAUCGUCGUCCUCCUCCUGCCACUCGCCGAGCAGCACCACAUCAAUUCCACGGCGCUUCUGGGCAUUGCGGCUGCCUUGGGUGGAGCCGCUUGGUUGUGGCAAGAAUUCGGCGCUCUCGACGGCCCCCACGCGCCGUGGUACAAACAAGACUCGCAAGCACAGACGGAUGCCGGUCAGCAAGCGGCACUCCCAGCCGGGACACGAAGGUGGAAGGGCUUCCCUACACUCGUCGAGCCAGGUGCAUGGAUGCUGGACUCGACCAAACAGCGUGGACGCACCACCACGUUUGUUCAUCACGAGUCCGGCGCUACAGCUACAGCCGGCAACGCUGCCGUCACGGCCCAUCCGCAGGAGUCGCCGUCGAAGCUCUCCGAUCUCUGA